GAAACUCAAGCUGAUCAGCUGUGAGAGAGCGGAGCUACAGUGCAUGAUGGGAAACUGAGUCCCUGUUGCAAAGUCAUCAACUGACACCUGUUUACUGUGAACGUGACUCAGCAGGAUUUCAGGGCCUGAACAGGUACAGGAAGUCGACCCACUGACAGGAAGUGAUGUCACACGUGUACAGAAGCUGACUGAUUGGUGCGCGUGUGUGUGUGUGUGUGAGAGCUGCUGUGGUCGGAGUGUGUUGGUCUCACAGGAAACAGAAACAGAGUGAACGAUGGGAGUGAAGACGCUGCUGCUGCUGCUCGUCGCUCUGGAGGUGAGGUUGGCGGCGGGAGGUCAAAAUGGCCGCUCCAUGCCCGGCUCUCCGACCAACAUCAGCCGGGACGACCGCGGCCUCCAGCAGGUCGUCCUCGCCACCGCCUACUCCUUCAACAACCAAUCAAAUGACGCCUUCCUCUUCAAGCCCUCCACCGUCCACCGAGCACAGCGACAGGUGGUGAAAGGGGUUCGUUACAUCGUGGACCUGGACGUCUCCAGAACCAUCUGUCGAAAACGAGACCACAACGACCACGACUUGUCCAAGUGCGACUUCCAGCCUGAAGGCCGUCUGCAGCAGACGUUCCGGUGUCACUCUGACGUUUGGUCGAUUCCGUGGACACACGAGAUGAAGAUUCUCGACUUUGUCUGUAAAAGCAUGAAACCAGCAGAAGAUCCAGGUUCUGAUGCUUCGACCUGAAGAAAUCUGAGCUGUCAUCGAUCACCUGGUCACUGAUCAUCAAUCACCUGGUCACUGAUCACCUGAUCAUCAAUCACCUGGUCACUGAUCACCUGAUCAUCAUUCACCUGGUCACUCAUCACCUGAUCAUCAAUCACCUGGUCACUGAUCACCUGGUCAUCAUUCACCUGGUCACUGAUCACCUGGUCAUCAUUCACCUGGUCACUGAUCUUCUGUCCUUCUCUCUGUCCGGCUGCUUUACAUUUGAGAAAUUAAACUUUUUUCACACAAUAAAAAACUACUUUUCCUCCUCCUCCUCCUGACAGAACGAGGCCCCCCUGCUGGUCAGAGGGAGGAGCAGCAGGCAGGUGGACAUUUAUAAAAACAUAUAUAAAUUAUUAAAAACUACAAAUCAA
Molecule: messenger RNA, 1131 nt
Organism: Scophthalmus maximus (turbot)
Lineage: Eukaryota; Metazoa; Chordata; Actinopteri; Pleuronectiformes; Scophthalmidae
Product: cystatin-F
Exons: 4
Coding region: 275-736 (153 amino acids)
Biological process (GO): immune response; negative regulation of microglial cell activation; positive regulation of myelination
Cellular component (GO): late endosome; lysosome; endoplasmic reticulum
Molecular function (GO): cysteine-type endopeptidase inhibitor activity
Source: RefSeq, a predicted model, not a curated record